AUGGAUCUCUUCAUCAACUUGGAGGUUGAACAGGAGGAACUUUUAUGGCUCAAUUGGUGCCGAAUGUUCCUCCAGGUAUGCACAGUGUCUGACAUUGUGACUGCUGAUGGCAGGUUUAUUCGUCGCUCCGCGUGGAAUGGGUUCAGGGAUGAGUGCUGCCGCUCGCCAUACCAAUGGCCAAGGACAGUUCGCCCAACAAGGCAACACUGGGACCUGUGGCAGACCACCUUGUCCAGAGCCCUGCUUGCCUCCAACGGGCCACAUCACCCACUACAACAGCCCUUGGGGCCAUGGACUGACCGUCUGGAGGACUGGAAUCGGUUACUGUCCCCCACCACAGGCCUUUUCCACCGCCAUGGGACAACCUGGAAACACUUUUGCUCUGAGGGCUCCCACACCACGUCACGUCGCUACGCACCAGGACCGUCCCAUCCUUCCUGCCCAUGGUGGACUGCACCGCUUCCUUCUGACGUUCUUCGUGCUACGGUUCGCUCCAUCACAGGAUCUGACAGGGUUCUUCUCACCGGUACUGGCCGUGCCUCUGAACCGUCUUCUUCCUCCAGCCCAUCCAUCCUUCACGCGUGGCAGACGGCUGCCGAGCUCUGCACGGACUAUUACGGGUGGGUCCCCAAUGAGAUCGAGGUUCACGGUGACGAAGCCACCUUAGCUGAUGCUCUGUUGGACGGUCGCCUUCGUGUGAUCAGCGAUGGAUCCUUCAAGAACGAGUUGGGGACUGCAGCGGUUCAAAUCCUGGUGAAGCAUGGAGGAUGCCAUCGAAUCAUCAUCCGUUGUCAGACUCCCGGUUUGCCCCAGGACCAGAGUCCAUACCGCAGCGAGAUCAUUGGUCUGUUGGCCGGUAUAAUGGCGGUCGAUUGGCUCCUUGAGCAAUGGUUCCCAACCCUUUUGACUGGCCCCAAGGUGCGGAUUGCUUGCGAUGGCCUCUCUGCUAUUGAGAUGGCUUUCGAAGAUCGUCCACUGUCUCCAACUGAUGCCCAGUUUGACCUGGUAUCGUCCGUUCGGGAAGCGAUCCUUCGGUCCUCGGUGGAUUGGGCGCCCCAGCAUGUGUAUGGACACCUCGACAAGUCCAAUCUCUAUGACGAACUUUCUUGGUGGGAGAAACGGAACCUUGAGGUGGAUGGUAUGGCGGUGGAGUACCGUAAGGAACUUGAGACGGCCAAUCAUCGUAUAGCCCCCAACCCUCGUUUUUUCACUGAACUUGCGGCAAUGUACGUGGCCGACACCAAACAGUCACGCCUUGAUCCCCGGUUCAUCCAAGAGUGUGUGACUCUUCCGGCCCUACGCUCCCGCUGGAGUGACAAAGGUACUAUCUCCAUUGAAGCCGAGUCUGAGAUUGCCUGGGACACAAUGGGUCGUGCCAUGCGAUCUCUUCCUGCGGGACUACAAAGGUGGUCUACUAAACAUUGUGUGGGCAUGUGA
This is a messenger RNA of Cylindrotheca closterium, 1437 nucleotides long. Lineage: Eukaryota; Bacillariophyta; Bacillariophyceae; Bacillariales; Bacillariaceae. The record is from the annotation of a GenBank genome assembly.